CACAUAUUAACAAAUACAUGCAACAGAGAUAUCUUUAUCCCCAGACAUGAUAUGUUCCGUUUUCCAGAGCAUUCUCAAUCCUUCUCAGAAAGCGGUGGCCGCCUCGAUUCUAGACAAGAAACUGAGGAUUCACCACUCAUCUCACAGGAGCCUCAAGCGCUCUGUUGAAUUAGGAUGUUAUGUGUGCAAUCGGUUUUGGGCCAGCCUACGGCCUGCUGACCGUCGCCUGAUUACAACAUUUGCCAAUUCCGAGUCUGAUUUCGAAGACAAGACCGAUGUUUCAUCGAUCGGUGCGGCUGCCGAGCCCACGAAACCGUUCGUUACGGCAUUUCGUUUGGAAGACGGCCCGCCUUACGGCCAUCUUGGAUGGUACCAAUUGAAACUGGCUGUCAAUUUGAAUGCAAUGGCUGUUCCGGACACGGUACCUGGCAGAACAGGCUGGUGCGCGACCUUUUUGUUGCAGCCUCAAGAUGGUUCCUGCAAGAGAAACAUCGGCAAAGGCCUUUCGGGGAACACAAUGUCUGCCAAGACGUUUUCUCUCGCGAAGAACUGGAUUAAAGACUGUGUAGCAAACCACCAACAAUGUAACAAAGUUACUCCGGGAAAGCGUUGGUAUCCAACUCGCCUUCUUGAACUUGGGUCUCCCGACCGUCCAGGGCGACACUGGCGGCUGAUCGAGACAAAUCAUGUUGCGGUCGAGGGUCCAUACAUAACCCUGAGUCAUUGCUGGGGCUCUGCUGAAUGUAUGAAGUUGACGACUGAUAAUUACGCUAGUAUGCUCCUUGGGAUGCCCUCGACGCUUCUGCCUCAGCUCUACCAAGACGCGUUACAUGUGGCUUUCAAUUUAGGUAUUCGAUACCUAUGGAUUGAUUCCCUGUGCAUCAUCCAGACUGGGGAUGAGCUCGCCGAUUGGCGACACGAGGUAGCCCUUAUGAGCGAGGUCUAUUCGAAUUCGUUUUGCAAUAUCUCUGCUAUGGAUGCGCCGGAUUCUCACCAUUCCAUGUUCUGUUCCCGGGAUCCGAACUCACUGUGCCCGGAGAUUGUGCAUCUCGCUGUUAACAGUCAAGUUGCUCCGUACCUGAUUUCUCACACCACAUUUUGGGACAGCGAAGUUUCUCUCGCUCUGGUCAAUACUAGGGCAUGGGUACUUCAAGAACGACUACUAUCUCGUCGUAUAUUACACUUCGGCGAGCGCCAGCUCCUUUGGGAAUGUCAAAUGAAAGACGCUGCCGAGGUCUACCCAGAUGGCCUGCCCCCCGAAAUUUCGUCUUCUAGCUCCCGCUUCAAGUCCCUUUCUCCCGAUCGCUAUACUUCGGGAAACGAUAGCAACGUUGGAGGUCAUCUUAUGUGGCAGCGAAUUGUCGAGAAAUAUACGGCAUGCGCUAUUACAUACUCCAGUGAUAAACUCGUCGCUCUUUCUGCUAUAGCAAAGGCCCUGACGCCGGUUUUGCAAGAUGAGUAUGUCGCCGGUAUGUGGCGCCGCUAUCUGGCAUGCGAGCUGCUCUGGAACGCAAUUACGAAUCGGGAGUUGGGACUGGAAAUAUAUCGCGCUCCAAGUUGGUCCUGGGCGGCAGUGAAUGGAGCUGUUGACCCCGGCCGGCCAGAUAUUGAAGAUACGGACAUGCUCAUGAAGGUAGAAGCCCUAGAGCUAGACUAUUCAACAAAUGACAGGACUGGUCUGAUCCGAGGUGGGUGGUUACAGCUACGCGGAGUACUGAAGCCAAUACUGCUGUUGAAGCCUUGUUCCUCCGAGAUGUCUAAUGGCAGAGAUUGGGAAAUAAUCGUCAAUGGGACCCAUUUCAGUACUUUGAACGACUUCGAAGAGCAAGGGCUACAGGUUCAAGUCAUGCUCGAUGCUCCUCACAAUGACUUUGAGGAGCAAAACGCAAAGGCAGCCUUGUAUUGCAUGCCAGGCAGAGUACGGAGGGUCGAUAACGGGAGUAUAUACGUUCUGCUGUUGGAGAUACUCGAUCGGGCGAGGGGAAUCUUCCGUCGUAUAGGGCUUGCUCGUGGGUGGGUGGCAGACACUCAGGCGAGGAUUCUGGCUCGCAGCGUGGAGGAGAGCCAACUUCCAUGCGAGGAGUAUUUUAGCAGCAGGAAGGGACGGAAAACAACACCCAACUCAUUAACUUACCCUAGGGGAAAUGCACAGAGAGUCGUCGCACAGGCGUCUAGGCCGGUCAGCCCGAAGCUGCACCAGAUUACGCGUAUGAGGUCGGAUCAACCUGAGGCUUAUGUCUCCUGA
This is a messenger RNA of Ilyonectria robusta, 2245 nucleotides long. Its product is annotated as heterokaryon incompatibility protein-domain-containing protein. The transcript is spliced from 2 exons. Bases 47 to 2245 code for a protein of 732 amino acids. NCBI's taxonomy places the organism in Eukaryota, Fungi, Ascomycota, Sordariomycetes, Hypocreales, Nectriaceae. The record is from RefSeq and is a predicted model, not a curated record.